AUGCUCGUGCGCAUAGCCUCGGGGCUUUCUGCGCGAGAGGAGCCGGUGAACUCGGCCGAGGCCCUGCACAACAUAUGCACUGAGGCUUCCAAGAUCGCCCUGCGGUCGGAGCGGGACACCGGCGCGACCUCGGUGGCCGUGACCUCCCUUCAGAAGCUCACAACGACGUACAUCGCAUCGCUGAGCAAGCCGACCGCGCUUCAGGUUAUUCGAAAUCUUGCGUUGACGACAGCGCGGUGCUUCCGUCCGAGAGCAUGGGAGCCCCCGGCAGCACCGGGGAUGACGGAGGAGGAGCGCAGGAUAGCGCAGGCCGCCGCCGCAUCCAUCCAGACGGCAGCGUCGCGGGUGACGGGUGGCAUCACGGAGGUGGAGCUCGCGGCGCACACGCUCAAAGCGUGCACCGACGCCCUGCAGACGAUGACGCGAGGAGGCAAUCUCACGCAAGACUUGGCGUGCUCGGCGUCUCUAGUGGCCAUCUUGAAAGCCAUCAACAACAUCGCGAGCGAGUCUCGGUCCCUGGCGGCGAACGUGGCCCCGCAGCUCGUGCAAGUGCUCAGUGGGCUUCUGGGGUUCGGCCUCUCGCUGCCCGGGCCACGAGCGAAGCAGGAGGGCGGGGCCGGGGGGGCGGCGAGCGCAGCCGCAGUGUUCGUUCCCCCGCACCGUCGCGAGAAGUCGUCGCCGCGGGUGGGGCGCAACGCGCGGCAGCUGUCCACGGGGGGAGCGGUCGACGGGUCGGCGAGCGAGGCUGACGGGGUGGACGACCCCAUCAACGCCUCGAAAGUGCGCCUGGGCGCUCUCGCCUGCCUGCAGGCGUGCGUGCGCGCGGACUCGUCGUCGGUGCACUCGUCGUGGCAGGCGCUGUUCCCCUCGUACAGCACGCCGCAGGUGUUCCGGGCUGCCGCGCCGCCCGUGCCCCUGCUGCAGCGAUGUCCGUCGCUCCUAGGAUCGCUGCUGCACGACCCCCACCACAAAGUCCGCUCCUCGGCAGCCGCCACGAUCGCGAUGAUCCUCGAGGCCCCGAGCCACAAGAAGUACUUCGCCAUCGCCGACAACAGGUCAUCGGGGCACCGCCAGCGCCAGGGGUUCACGUCCGCGUCGGAGACUCUGGCUCAGGUCCUCCUGGUCCUGCACGCGGCACUGCUGCACGCGAGCGCGGAGGAGAAGGAGCCCGCGGCGCUGGCGGCGUGUCUACGCACGCUUGCAAUCGCGAUCUCCGUGACGCCGUACGAGCGUCUGCGGCCGUCCACCCUCCCGGCGGACGUGCUGGUCGUCGUCGCCCAGGAAGUUGAAGCACUGGCCGCGCUGCCCCCCGAGAACACCGGCACGAUGCUUGCGAGUGCGCUCACUAGCACAGCCGCCGUACUCCAGGCGCAAGACGCGGAUGGCGCGAUCAGAGCCCUGCUCACUUCUGCAGCCAGCGGGCAGGCGGGCGACUCGCGGCUCCCCGCCGCACCUCGGGGCGUGCAGAGUCUGCCCAGGACGGUCAUUGAUCUCUGCUCGUCGAGCUCGCAGGGCUACCACACACGCGUGGAAGGGAUGUGCGCGCUGGCAUCGCUAGCCAAGUGCCAUCCGAUGGUCCUGUUCGACCACUUGAACGACAUCCUCGCGCUCACAGAAGCAGCACUGUCAGGGCCGUCCCCCGUGAGCCCGCGCGGCAUGAAGUCGCCCGCCAAGUCUGGUCAUCAGCGCAAACCCUCCGCAGGGGGCGCGCCUGGGGAUUCCGGCCAGGACCGCUUUGCGCAGCAAACUCUCAGAGUGAUCGAGUACAUCCUCGAAGCGCUGUCCUGCACCGGCGACAUGGAAUCAGACACGACUGCAGGGGAAGUGGCUGAGCGCCUCGCUGCGGUGCACAUUCAGUCGGGCACCGGAGAGAUGCUGGAGAAGGUCAUGAACGUGCACGUGCGGCUGGGGAUGCAGCACCCGUCCGCGAUGGUCCGAAGUGCGGCGCUCGCCUGUGUCUGCGCCCUGGGUGGCACAGGCCUGACCCAGCUGACGCGCCAGACGCAGGCGUUCGUGGUCUCGCACGUCACCAUGGAGGCGCGGAGUGGCACGCCUGCGGCCACGCAAGCAGCCGCGUGCAAGGCGCUCGGCUCCAUCGUGUCCAGCGACGUCCUCUCGUCGUCGUUCGCGCAGCUCGAAAGCAUUUUCGGGACCAUCGUCGGCUGCCUCACUGCGCGUGUGGGCAGCAUCAAGAUCGCGGCGGCGUGGUCCCUGGCGAACGCGUGCGAUUCCGUGCGCGCGGCAGUUCGGCGCGGGGCCCUGCCUCCCGACCAGGGUCGUGCUUUGACGGCAGUCGCGGCGGCGCAUGCAGUUGACACGGCAGCUGGGAACGACAAGGUUCGUGCACACGGGCUGCGCGCCCUGUGGCACAUCCUGAGCCUCGACGCCACGCAGGAGGCGCCCAGCACGCAUGAGGGCAGGGACGACCGCUGGCUGGUCGCGGCCUCGCAAGCGCUUCAGACGGCACUCGCCACUGGGAACGCUAAAGUGCAGUGGAAUGCCUGCCUCGCGGCCGGCAGCCUGCUCGGGCACCCCUGCAGCGCCCAGAAGGGCGAACUGGCUCUCAAGGUUCAGAUGAUAGUCCAGUCCCUUCUUUUGCUGCUUCAGAACUCAAGCAACAUGAAAAUCCGCCUGCAUGCUGCGGCCGCAAUCAGAGAGGCUCGCGGGCGGGAGGUGCUGGGCGACUGCUUCCUGACAGCCGUUCAAGCCCUCAUCAACGUCUCACGGUCGCUCGACCCGGUGCUCGGCGAAGACGAAUCGACCUUGCAGCCGUUCGGCCCCGACUCCCGCGCCCCUGCUCAGCCCACGAUCGCUCAGGACGAGCUCGAGCGCGGCCAGGAGUCGCACCGGUCCCUGGGCACCCUGAGCGCGCAGGUCGCCCGCACCGUCGCUACGCUUCUGGGGUGGUGCGUCGUCGGCGACGCGAGGCCCCUGCGAGACGUGCUUCUGAAGCGCAGCCGCAUGCUGCAAGGUCUCCUUGUGGCGCUCAGGGACACGGACGACGAGGACAACGACAAACAAGUGACGCUGCACCGGAUCUCGGGCGCAGCGACAGCGCUGGUGGCUAUCUAUGCAUCCCUAGAGGAAGCGUGCACGCGCGAGCUCGACAUCGCUGUGUGUGGGGAAGCGAGGCACGCCCUACAGGACCUUGUGCGUCCCGCGGCGAAGUGA
Molecule: messenger RNA, 3171 nt
Organism: Pedinophyceae sp. YPF-701
Lineage: Eukaryota; Viridiplantae; Chlorophyta; Pedinophyceae
Source: the annotation of a GenBank genome assembly